This is a messenger RNA of Heterocephalus glaber (naked mole-rat), 1906 nucleotides long. RefSeq names its product cystathionine gamma-lyase (gene Cth). The record is from RefSeq and is marked provisional. Gene Ontology annotation, molecular function: cystathionine gamma-lyase activity; pyridoxal phosphate binding. Lineage: Eukaryota; Metazoa; Chordata; Mammalia; Rodentia; Bathyergidae. Gene Ontology annotation, cellular component: cytoplasm. Gene Ontology annotation, biological process: transsulfuration.
CGCGAAGGUGCUGCUCCGGCGCCCUCCCGCGGGUCCCCAGAUUCGAUCUUUCUGGCUUUCCCGCUUUCUCCUUCCUUUGCAGCUCAGCAUGCAGAAGAAAGACGCCGCCGGCCCGGGUUUCCUGCCUGGCUUCCCGCAUUUCGCCACGCGGGCCAUCCACGCGGGCCAGGACCCCGAGCAGUGGCACUCCCGGGCCGUGGUGCCGCUCAUCUCGCUCUCCACCACGUUCAAGCAGGGCGCGCCCGGCCAGCACUCGGGUUUUGUAUACAGCCGCUCUGGAAAUCCCACUAGAAGCUGCUUGGAAAAAGCAGUGGCAGCGCUGGAUGAGGCCAAGUACAGUUUGGCCUUUGCUUCGGGUUUGGCAGCCACUGUGACCGUCACUCACCUUUUAAAAGCAGGGGACGAGGUGAUCUGCAUGGACGACGUGUACGCAGGUGUAAACCGGUACUUCAGGCGGGUGGCAGUUGAAUUUGGAUUAAAGAUUUCUUACGUCGACUGCUCCAAAACCAAAUUGCUAGAGGAAGCAAUUACACCGCGAACCAAACUCGUCUGGCUGGAAACCCCCACCAACCCCACCUUGAAGCUGGUCGACAUCGCAGCCUGUGCGAAGAUCGUCCGCUCACAUGGAGACAUCUUGCUGGUCGUGGAUAACACCUUCAUGUCGGCCUACUUCCAGCGGCCUCUGGCUCUGGGAGCUGAUAUCUGCAUGUGUUCUGCCACGAAGUACAUGAACGGGCACAGUGAUGUGCUGAUGGGCUUAGUGUCCGUGAAUUCUGAAGACCUCAAUGACAGACUUCGUUUCCUGCAAAAUACUCUGGGAACGGUGCCCUCCCCUCUCGACUGUUACCUGUGCCUUCGAGGCCUCAAGACCCUGCAAAUCCGCAUGGAGAAGCAUUUCCAAAACGGAAUGGCCGUGGCCCGCUUCCUGGAAUCCAACCCCCGGGUAGAAAAGGUUCUUUAUCCUGGGCUGCCCUCCCACCCACAACAUGAGCUGGCCAAACGGCAGUGCACGGGCUGCCCAGGGAUGGUCACCUUCUACAUCAAGGGCUCCCUUCAGCAUGCCGAGACCUUCCUGCAGCACCUGAAGUUAUUUACUCUGGCCGAGAGUUUGGGAGGAUAUGAAAGUCUUGCUGAACUUCCGGCGAUCAUGACCCACUCAUCGGUGCCUAGGAAUGACAGAGAAACGCUUGGAAUCAGUGACACGCUCAUCCGGCUCUCUGUGGGCUUGGAGGAUGAAAGUGACCUUCUGGAAGAUCUAGAUCAAGCUUUGAAGGCAGCACACCCCGAGAAUGGAAGCCCCAAGUAGGACUCCAGAGCUGCUGUCAGAAGCUGCUUCCUGAGGAGAUCAGAUCUUUGUAAUCAGAAGGAGCCUGAGUGAGGCUUUGCGGAAUUUUCAAGAGGAAAUUUAAGGGACCUCAUUACCUUUUGUAGCUGUAACCUUGUAGGGAUGUUUCCUGUUAAAAUGGUUUCCUGUAUAUUCUGGGAGGUCAGUUCUGCUAAUAUUUCUUUGUUAAUUUUGCUAUAUAGUGCUCGCUUUGGCAGCACAUAUACUAAACAAAUUUUGCUAUAUAGUUGUUUCUGGAGGAGGUGAGAUUUGUGCCGCUUUGGGGGGAUUAGGUUCUUUUUUUUCAUAGUCUAAGACUUACUUCGAUCAUGCUUACAAUGUAAUGGUGAUUCAGUUUUGAUGCUUUGUAAAGAAGUCAAAUUCUUAAAUGAUAUUUCUUAAAUCAGGUCUGAUUUUUGCACAUUGUUGAACAGAGUAUUGAAAGCAGUGAUUUACAUUUGAUUACCGUGUAUCAAAAAUCAAAUACUUGAAAAGUCUAUUGUGAAUUUCUGAUUUAAAGUUACUACCUAUUAUUUUUCAAAAAAUAAAUGUAAUUAUCAAAUUUAUCAUAAUAUUCCUAUA